AAAUACGGAGUUGCCCGAUGGAUUUGCCUUCAUUCAUUUCUGCUGAACUUCCUGCUGCGGCGGGUUCGAGUGGUCGCGCAUCCGCGCUUCAGGAAACUGCUGCAGUGUCGCUCUUCAGCUGCACAUGACAUGAGACUCUGCACAUACACACAUGGAGGAAAAUGUGGAUGUCAAGGCUCUCCGGGCCAAAUUUCACGCUCAGUUGGAAAUGGCAGCUUCCGGAGGCGGAACCGGCGUCAGACCUCACGCGGUUGGUGCGCUGCCAGAGUCUCUAACCAACGGAGCUCUCCGAAACAAGACUUCAGCGGUGCCUCCGAGACCCGUCCUUCCUGUGAGCGCUCACAACGAAGCGGAGAUGUUUCCUUCGGGUCCACAGGGAGUGUUCCCGAGACCUCCUCCCUCUCAUCGUUUGGGAGCCCAGGAGAGUCCUCCUUCAAACAGAAUCAAGCUGACGGGAGAACUUCUUCAGCGCAAGAUACUUCAGCAGCACGGCGACAUGAAAGCGCCCUCGACUCUCAAACCGCCGCUGCCGAGCCAGAGGAGCGUGUCGGAGGUAGCGCCGCUGAGAAAGCCGCUUCCCAACGUCGGGCCGCGACCGUCGAAACCGAGGCGUCCUCCGCACGUCAACCUGGAACACUUGCGCAGAAAAGCCCCUGCUGUUCUUCCCAAAAGAAACACAGAGCCGCAAAGUUCUAAAGGACCGGCAAGGCCUCCAAACAAACCCGGCAACUUGACGUCGUCCUUUUCAGAAUUAGAGGACUAUGAUGACAUCAGCGCACUCCCACCACCUCCUCCCACCCCUCCCAAACCCAGAGACUCGUGGACUGACGGUUUCCCUUCUCAGCAUGAGGACAGCGAUCAAGAAAUCUAUGAAGACCCAGACAGACCCGUCCCCGCUGAGAGAAAGCCCAAGGAGACUAAAAAGACAGAGCUGGACAAGAGAGAACUGAAGGAAAAACAGAAGUUGGAAAAUGAGUACAGGAAAAGAUUUAAGCUGAACGGCCCGAUCGAGGUGAUCCACAUGGCUCGUGUGAGAGAGGACUGGCAGGGCGGAAAGAAUGACCUGAGCGUGCGACAGGGAGACAGCGUGGAGAUCAUCCGUGUCAACAACAACCCCGGGGGCAAGUGGCUGGCGCGAGACAUGAGGGGCAGCGUCGGCUACAUCAGUAACUCCUGCGUGGACGUGGAUUACGAAGAAGUGAAGCGGAAAAUCCUCGGUCAAGCCGCCCCGACCUUCCACCCUUCUGCAGGACGGCCCGUCAACCCGGAAGUGUACGACGACAUCGGCUCCAACGACCAGCUCGACAGCAGUUUUCACAGCGACGAUGUGUAUGACGACGUGGACCAAGAUUUUCCUCCUCCUCCACCAGAGAUCAGGUCCAAGCAGCAGGAGAAAGACGAGAAAGAUCUGCGAAAGAGGUUUAAGUUUGAAGGGCCCAUCCGAGUGCUGUACACCAUGAUGGUGGACCCUAACGCCAGUCUGAAGAAGGCUGGGAGCAAGGACCUGCCGGUGGUCCGUGGAGAGAUUCUGGACGUCAUACAGGAGACCAGCAAGAAGCAGCUUCUGUGCCGCAACAAACAGGGCAAAUAUGGAUAUGUACCCUUGAAUUACCUUUUGCAUGAGGAGAAUGAGGUUUAUGAUGACAUUGAUACUGCUUCAGAUAUAUAUGACAAUGAUGACAGCUGACCUGCCUGAAGAUGAUGCUCGUCGUCCAUGUGAAAGCGUUUUCAUCUGAGAAAGCAAAACUGAACGCCAUCUGUUUCCUAUAACGAACGAAUGAACGACAAAGUCAUUUGCUUCAGGAAACUAAAGCUCCAUGCGUUGUAAAUUGUAGAAAUAAUUAUUAUGGAACAUUCUAAUCAUUAGAAUUAUUAUGAUCGAAAAAAUAUUUUGUAAAGAUUUUGAUAUUUGUAAUUAUCAUGGAGAUGUUUGUGAUAUUUGUUUACUUUAAGAUUUUACUCUUGUGAUAUAUGACAAUCCAUCUCUGUUCAAAUAAA
Labeo rohita (rohu) is the source of this 1998-nucleotide messenger RNA. RefSeq names its product FYN-binding protein 1. Gene Ontology annotation, biological process: protein localization to plasma membrane; T cell receptor signaling pathway; integrin-mediated signaling pathway. The transcript has 16 exons. Gene Ontology annotation, cellular component: plasma membrane. Bases 152 to 1687 code for a protein of 511 amino acids. Gene Ontology annotation, molecular function: protein binding. The record is from RefSeq and is a predicted model, not a curated record. NCBI's taxonomy places the organism in Eukaryota, Metazoa, Chordata, Actinopteri, Cypriniformes, Cyprinidae.